AUGCAUCCCACUGUGUUCCUCGCUCUCUGCGCCAUCGCCGUGGCGGCCCCGGUUCCAAACCCCGAGCGGACUGUGCCGUUCAUCGACAUUAGCAACAACAAGAUUGACGUUCCGGUCAACGUGCUCGGUCUGCAGACCCACGACAUCUCCGCCGCCAACGGAAACCUAUCGCCGAACCAGGCAUCGGCGCCCGCUGCCCAGGCGGCCGCCCCGGCGCCUGCUGCGGCGCCUGCGACCAAAAGCAAGGGCGACGGCAACUCCGCCGACGGCAACACAGUGACGGUCCCGGUCAAUGUUCUUGGCGCUCAGACACACGAUAUCUCGGCCUUCAACGGUAACCUCUCGCCUGGUUCGGCACCAGUGCCUGCUACUCAGGCCGCCCCGGCGCCGGCUGCCGCGCCAGCCGCGAAUGGCAAGAGCGGCGGCAACUCUGCUGACGGCAACACGGUGACGGUCCCGGUCAAUGUCCUCGGUCUGCAGACCCACGAUAUCUCGGCUUUUAACGGCAAUGGAUCGCCGAACCAAGCAUCGGCUCCCGCUGCCCAGGCUCCCGCUGCCCAGGCUCCCGCUGCUCAAGCUCCUGCUGCUCAGGCCCCGGCUCCCGCAGCAGCACCGGCGGCCAGUGGCAAGGAGGGCGGCAACUCCGCCGACGGCAACACGGUAACGGUUCCGGUCAACGUUCUCGGCGGCCAGACACAUGACGUCUCGGCCUUCAACGGCAAUGGAUCGCCUGGCUCGGCAUCCGCGCCCGCUGCGCAAGCUGCCCCGGCAACAGUUGCCGCCCCGGCUGCUGGAUCCUCGAAUGCCAAGAGCGGCAACGGUACCUCCGUCGACGGUAACACAGUCACUGUCCCAGUCAACGUCCUUGGUGCCUCGGCCCCCGCUGCUGCGGCGCCCGCUGUUGCGGCCCCAGCUGCGCCCCCGGCUGCUGCAUCCGCCAAUGGGAAGGGCGGCAACGGUACCUCCAUCGACGGUAACAAGGUGACGGUUCCGGUCAACGUUCUCGGCGUCCAGACGCACGACAUUUCGGCUUUCAACAACAACGGCGGCUCCGCAAACCAGGCGCCGGCCCCGGCUUCUCAGGCUCCCGCUGCUCAGGCUCCCGCGGCAGACCCUUCCACUACCAAGGGCAACGGCAACAGCGUCGACGGCAACACGGUGACGGUCCCGGUCAACGUUCUCGGCGCGCAGACGCACGACAUCUCCGCCUUUAACGGCAACUUUGCCACGAACAAGGUCGCCGUACCAGCGACGCAGGCCGGCAGCGCCAGCGACGCAAGCUCCGGGGUCCCGACGGCCGUGAAUGCGGCUCCGGCGGCUCCCGCCGUUCCAGAUGCGCUCCUGGGCGCUGUGAGCGGGUUGUCUUCUGCGCUGUACAGCUUGUCUGCCGCCAUCACAAACUUUGGAGGCGCGCGGGCGUAA
Molecule: messenger RNA, 1422 nt
Organism: Cordyceps militaris CM01
Lineage: Eukaryota; Fungi; Ascomycota; Sordariomycetes; Hypocreales; Cordycipitaceae
Exons: 3
Coding region: 1-1422 (473 amino acids)
Source: RefSeq, a predicted model, not a curated record